Acanthocheilonema viteae is the source of this 648-nucleotide messenger RNA. Lineage: Eukaryota; Metazoa; Nematoda; Chromadorea; Rhabditida; Onchocercidae. The record is from the annotation of a GenBank genome assembly.
AUGAGAGGAUCAGUGAUAACGAAGAUGUUAAUUGAUCCAAAUGAAAAUAUGCCAAAUAUUAAGUAUGGAACAUUUCACUGUCAUAAUAAGCUCAAUGAUUCGCAGCCGUUAUUAGCGCCAGCAGCAGCAACAGCAGCAGCAACAGCAGCAAUAGUAAUAACAGCAUCAGUGCCACUAUUGCUUGGAAUGUUGAAUGGCCUCCAAACUGCGACAGCAUUCUCUCUCAAGUGUAAGGAAACUGCAAGAGGGCAGGAUGGAAUGCAACUUCGUAAUGAUGUAGAUUCAUUUGGUCGAGCGUGUAUUAGAGCCUGUGAAGCAGCCAAGAGUUGCAUUCUGCCUCAGUUGCGUCAUGAAGGUGUUGAAUUUACGCGUCAUGCAUCACAGUUUAUUGGGUGUGUAAAUGCAUGUGUGGUUGAAAUGCGACGUUGCGCAGCGCUUGAGCGUACGUUCCCAAACGGUGAGCCAUGUAUCACCCAGCAACAAAUCGAACAUAUGGAAGAAAUGUUAGAAACGUUAGAAAAUUUGAUCACUGUACACUAUUCAACCAGUGAAUCAUCACCUGCCGAACGUGUCACGCCAAGAAGGCGACGUGCUACGAAUUGUCGACUCGCCUGUGUAUGCUCAAAAUUGAAAACCAGCUAUGCAUAG